AUGGCUGCCUCGCAGAACGCGAUCCUGACCCGCGAUCAGCUGGCGGGGUUACCGCAAAGCUUCUUCAAUGCGGUGGACAGAAAGGACCUCGAUGCUGUAGUAUCGCACUUCUCACAAGACGCGAUAUUCACCAUUAAGACGGCUCAGGUCACAUUCACGGGUCCGGACGAGAUCCGCCAUUCCUUCGCCGACUUCUUUAAUAACACCAAGCACAUGCUCCAUGACAUCAAGAGUAUUGUCGUCGAUGAGAUAAAUGGAAAGGUCGCAACUCAACAGCGCUAUACCGGCGAAUUGUUAGACGGGACGAAGAACGAGAUGCACACUUGCAAUUUCUUUGAUGUUGGGCCUAAUGGGAAAUUCACUCGUGUGGUUGUUUUUAUGACUGGUGCGAGCCCGUUGAAAUAG
Aspergillus oryzae RIB40 is the source of this 405-nucleotide messenger RNA. RefSeq names its product nuclear transport factor 2 family protein. The coding region runs from base 1 to 405 and encodes 134 amino acids. Lineage: Eukaryota; Fungi; Ascomycota; Eurotiomycetes; Eurotiales; Aspergillaceae. The transcript has a single exon. The record is from RefSeq and is a predicted model, not a curated record.